Messenger RNA from Peromyscus leucopus (white-footed mouse), 1477 nucleotides. RefSeq names its product disks large homolog 5-like. Lineage: Eukaryota; Metazoa; Chordata; Mammalia; Rodentia; Cricetidae. The record is from RefSeq and is a predicted model, not a curated record.
GAGAGUUUGGUCAGUGCCUUGACUGUUCACCCAUGAACAUGUUGGCAAGACUGAGGAGUCUAUUUGGAAGAGAUAAUGGAGAGGACAGAAAGACCAGAGAGAGGCAAAGCAAACUGGCCUUCAGCCUCCAUGUAAAACAUCAAGAACGAAAUGGUCCAGAGGAUGGUGCAGGGCCUCCAGGGAGCCAUUGUCCACCCCAACCCUCCUCACCAAGAAGCAGGAGAUGCAGAAGGUGGAGAGUCCGACCACUCAGCUACAGCUGAAUCAGACAAUGGAAUGAACUGAGAAAUCAUUUCAUUUUAGUAACUGAAAGAUACUUGGACAAUAGGCCCUAUCACAGGCCAAAUCCUUUCUAUGAGAAGCUCAAAAUGGAGCAAAAGCAGGCCAUGUCAGAUCUGCAGAGAUUGGACAAUGAGAACUCGGCAGCCUCACAGAAGAUCAGUGAUGUGACCGAGGAGAAGAGCUUUUAUUUUGAUCUGGAGAGCCGGCUCCUGAUGGGGCAGAGUCAGCUGAAGAAGAAGGUGGACAUGCUGAGGCAGGAGAACAAGAAACUGCUGGAGGAUUGGGUCCUGCUGAAGCAACACUUGGGGAACAUGAAAUUGCUCAUUAAGGACCAUGAAGAGACCAGAGGCCUCCAGAACCAGCAACAGCAGCAUGAUAUUCUCACUCCAGUCCAGUGCUGAAGCUACUGCAUGUCAUGCACAUGUGAUGCUCAAGUUCAUGCUCUACAGAGAUGACAACACUCCGUCAUUAGUUGUCUUAGUCAUUUCAUCUGUCCGUUAGGAAAUCGGCUGCAGAUUCUCCUGUGUCACAGCCUUGACUGAAGAGAACUGUCCAGAGAAAGCAUUCUGAGGGGAUUUCACUAUGAGAUUUUGUGUCUUGAGAUGGUAGAUGCUCCCCAUGUCCUUUUAUGGUCUUGAAUAGGCACACAGACACAUGUUGGCUGAAAGAGUCAUCUAGUGGCCAACAUAGUAUAGGAUCGACCUUGACAAGAGCUUAACCUACAAAGACCCAAAUUUUCAUGGCUAUACUUGUUUUGAAAAGGUUAUUAAAUUCUGUGACUGACUCCCUAAUAUGUGUCCAAAGCCAGGCACAGAGUGUAGGACACUUCAUGUCACUAAAUCUGCAUGAAGAGAAUUCUGCUUAAUGAAAAAAUUUUCAUUUUUCUUGUGGGUUUGGGUUUGUUUGCAUUGAGGUUUUAUUUUUAUUUUGAUGUUUUGUUAUUUUUUGGCUCUCUCUUUUGUUCUUUAAUUUGAUAUAUCGCUAAGGAUAUACAUUGUAUUUACUGAAUGACUUGUUUAAGCUCCUAUUGAGUCAAAUAACUGUAUUUUCAUGAAUAAAAAAGUAAUUUCAAAAAAAAGAAAAGAAAAUGAGGUAAUAAGCCAUAAGCCACACAGUAGAAUGUAGAUAAGAAAUGUGGAUUAAUUUAGGUUGUAAGAGCUAGUUAGUAACAAGUCUAAGCUGUUGACCAAUCUUU